AUGUUUCUCGAACAUAAAUUCCUCGUAUUCUUGAUCUCGUUCUCGAGGCUGCGUCAUUUUGUUCGAGCGAGGCAACAGCAAACCCAGAACCAGGUAUCACACAGUCCACAAGCAAAUUCACCAAAUCCAAAUGCUCCUGGAAAAGCAAGCCCCUCUCCGGCAAGCUCCGCUUCACCAGCAACUCCAGGAAAAACUGAAUCUAAACUCGUCGAAUGCAGUCUUUGCAGAAGGCAGUUCAAAAAUAUUCCCGCUCUCAAUGGUCACAUGAGACUUCACGGCGGAUACUUCAAAAAGGAUGGCGAAAACAAAAAGAACGAGAAGAAGGAAGCUCCUGGACCUCCACUUCAGACGGCUUCGGCCAACGGCCUGGCGAGAAACGCCGUUUUCAACAACGUCGAUGUCUCUAAUCACAUGAUCGGCAAGACCAAUUUCGCCGUGCCUGCUCCACCUCCGCUGGUCACUGGCGAGAAAAUAAGGCGUCUUUCUGAUAGCGAGCAUUUCAGACAGCCCAACAUCACUGUCGGACACACUACUGUCCAGAAACAGCUUCAGGAAGCCCAAACUCAGGCACAGGCUCAAGCACUUGCUGAUAUGAUUCUUAAGAGCACAACAAAGAUGACAGUAAAGAGAGCGACUUCGGACCCAGGACAGCGGGUCCAACUGACCUACCAGUCAAACUUGCCUAGCAACCAGUCCCAACAAAACCAACAGGUUUCUGAAGGUUUUACUAUAGCUAAUUAUUCAGAGGAUGGAGGAUACUUUAGUCCAAGUCUUCAAGAUGAAGUCUUCCAGCAAUUCCAGGCAUCUAGUCUCUUACAAGACCAACCACCAGACCAACUCCAAGACAUCACCCUGGAAGACCGCUUCACCAGCCAGCACACAGUAAACCCAGAUCUGCAAGCUCUCGUCAACUCACCCCUCCCCGACUCACUAGCCGAAUUCAGCACCUACGGAACUCAGUACACCGAGAGUCCGCACACUCUACCAACUCAAUCGCCCUUGCCUUCGCCUCUGACCCGCCACGACAGCCCAAGCUUCACUUACCCAACCCCGCCCUCCAGCCAGGAAGGCCUCCUGUCAGGAACUCUUCCACUGCUGAGCCCAGAAGACGAUCCGGAGGCAGUCAGACCAGUAUCAUCUCCCUUAUCAGCAGCCUUCUACACGACGACCUUAUCAUCAGCUGCUGCAGUGGAAGAGGCGUUGAACGCCGUCCUCCCAGAAGAAACCGAGGCUGACAACGGGCAGGGAAGCGGCGGGUCGGAUCUCUACAGUUCUUCCCCAAAUCCCAAUUCUCCAUUGCCAAGUCCGCUAUCAGCAACUCCAGCUCCCUCGCCGUUGUCUUCCUUGCCUCCUUCUUCCGUCUCUUCUCCAGGACCAGUCACCUUUUCUUCCUCGGGGUUCCCGGUGUCGCCCCACGCGCUCCAGAACCAGAUGAUGCCCAACUCCGAAGACCCUUUGCUGUCCUCCAGUCCCAAAGACUUCGGGGCUGCCAGGAGGAAGCAGUUCGAGUUCCAAUCCUACAAGCUGAUCACCAACCAGAACCUGGUGGACUUCGGCCUGGGGAACGGAAGCCUAGCGGGCAUCGUCGUUGACAACAACGGAGAGUACAAGCUCAUCCAGACAUCCGGACUCCAGAAAACCAACGUCCUGGUCCAAGCUAGUCCUGCUCUGACCUUCAGGAAGGAAAUCCGGCUGACACCCAAGGUAGAACCUGGAAGCGUAUCAGCUUCGACGAACCAGUUCCAGGGCAACGUCCAGGCGAUAAAUCCUGCCAAGUUCCUCAUCCAGGCGACCAGCAUCAACCACGCGAAGCUCAAGCUCCAAAGAGGCUCACCAGCUCCGGGGGCGAACCUACCAAUUCCAAUUGAACAGAUUAAGGAAGAGCUAGAUGAUGAUAUCUUUCUCAGUCCUGGAAAUGUUUCUGCUAACAGUCCAAUGAGGCAAAGCAGGAAAAGACCCAGGGUUGAUAGCUACCCCCAGAACCUGUAUCCGUCGAGACUAAGGCGUGCUUGUGAUCGGCACUGGGAUAGUUCUUACACCCCUCCGCCGAUACUCAAUCCCUCGAGACCUGGCUCUGGGCUCUAUGCCAGGCUCCAUCAGUAUGAAAAGGAGUCGGAGAUUAGUUCUGAUGAGUCCCAGAGCAACGAUUGUCCCCCUCCGAGGAUUAAUAUCGGAACCAGGUACCAGGCUGCCAUUCCAGCUAUUAGUUGUGAGGAGAGAGGUCGUGGUGGAAGGGAAACUGAUCAUCUUUUGUGGGAUCCUGGCAUAAUUAAUGGGCUCACUGAUAAUGAAUGUGGUAGAAACAAAGAGUACGCGCUGCAUCUUCUGCACAUGUGCAAAGGAAACAUCCACGAGGCGAUGCUGAAAUUAAUGAGACCGACUCCAGCACUACCGGUCCAGCACCCGCUGCUAAGCUACGAGUGCCGCGAAUCCGACCGCUGGACGUCCCAGGAAAUGGAAGCGUUCUAUCAAGGAUUGCUAGAGUACCACAAAGACUUUUCCGGGAUUGCCAGAGAUAUAUGUACAAAGUCCGCUAAACAGUGCACACAAUUCUACUACCUCUGGAAAAAACUGUGUCCGGACGAGUACCGGCGAGUUAGAGCCCGCCAUGGUAGACCAAAGAACCCCGUUAAAUCUGAUAAGCACUGUAAAGACACUAAAGAUACUAAAGAGCUCAGGGAUGCCAUCGCUUCUGUCCAUUCGAUGGAUUUCAGUGAAGAAAAGUCUAUUCUUCAUCGAACACUCACAUUUUACAAUUUUUUUAUUUUAUUUGAAAAAUACAUUUUUUAUAAAAUUUUUAUUUAUUUAUUAAGGAGUUCCAGCAUGCAAAGUAGUCAAAUUUUAAAUGACACUGAAAGCUUUAGCGGAAGUGUAACAGUAAAGAUGGCCGGAAGCACCCAUACCGGCGUAUCCGGCAAUACCGGGCACGCCACAGUCAACACCAACUCACAAACUCACAUUAGUUCUGAGCAACAACUACCCGUGUCCACCCCUCUUCACUACCCCUGCAAGAUUUGCGGGAAAGUUUUCAACAAAGUGAAAAGCAGAAGUGCCCACAUGAAAUCACAUCGGCCAAUGCCCUCGCCAGAUUUAACGGACUCUAAGAAGCCAGCUUCGCAACAAACGUCUAAACAAUCUCGUGCACAGUCGAACAAUGCGAACAAUAUUACCAACAACUCGCCUCAAAUAAUAGAGUACCAAAAGCUCCAGAACAGUGACUUGACCAAUCCAAACGCGAACCAUCUGUGGCACAACCCCACAAGAUUAAGACCGCCAUAG
Molecule: messenger RNA, 3279 nt
Organism: Cotesia congregata
Lineage: Eukaryota; Metazoa; Arthropoda; Insecta; Hymenoptera; Braconidae
Source: the annotation of a GenBank genome assembly